This is a messenger RNA of Clarias gariepinus (North African catfish), 4025 nucleotides long. It is a transcript of the gene gucy2f, whose product is annotated as guanylate cyclase 2F, retinal. Lineage: Eukaryota; Metazoa; Chordata; Actinopteri; Siluriformes; Clariidae. The record is from RefSeq and is a predicted model, not a curated record. The transcript is spliced from 20 exons. Bases 541 to 3843 code for a protein of 1100 amino acids. Gene Ontology annotation, biological process: intracellular signal transduction; protein phosphorylation; cGMP biosynthetic process. Gene Ontology annotation, molecular function: peptide receptor activity; protein kinase activity; guanylate cyclase activity.
UGAGAGUGUGAAUAUAUCUAAAGGGAAAUGAACACAAUUUGUAUGCAAUUAUAACUAUAAUAUUAUUUUUUUUUAAAUCCCAGCAUAUUAGAAAUGGAGGAAGUAUCGAAAAAGAGAAUAAGGUAACAUUAAAGACUUUAAAUAAUGGACAAUGAUGUUGAUGGACUGCAGGCCUCGAGCGAGAUGAGAAAAAGCUGGUGUUUCCUGGGUUCAGUGUUUUGGAGGUGUGUAAACCAUCUGCACGUCAUUACUAACAGCAGGCACUAAGGAUCUCUCCUGGGUGCUGAAGUUGUUUCUCUCUGCUGCUGUGUUUGGAGAGAUAGUUAUAUGGGGCUGCUUUGGUGUACGGAAAACACACAGUAGAGCUGGAGAAAGAAAAGAAAAAUGAGAAAUGCUCAAAAAAAGUCUGAAACUCUGAAGCAAACUUUGGAGGAAAAUGACCUUGAUGACUUUUGGACUUUGCUAAUGCUAUACUUUAGUCUGGCCCCGAAAAUGGUCAUGUAAAAAUCCACCAAUCAUAACGGAUACAAAGAGAGGACAAUGCAACAAUUUCCUCUCCAUUUUGAAGGUGCACUGUUGGACUUAUCCAGCUGUUCAUGGCAUAACAUCUUGAGAAGCAAGCACAGCCUUUCAACACUACCGUUUUUCAACUUGUGGACGAUUCUUGCCGUUUUGACUUUUCCCUGCUGUGUGCAAUGCCUCAUAUUUAAAGUCGGGGUCGUCGGCCCUUGGAAUUGCGACCCUGUCUAUUCCAAAACAUUACCCGCCGUAGCCUCAAAGUUGGCCAUUAGUAGAAUAAACAGGGAUGCCAGUUUGGACCUGGGUUGUACAAUGGACUUUGUGGUUCUCCAAGAACCGUGUGAAACAUCAAAAGCGCUGAUGACGUUUGUGACUUAUGAAAAGGAAGCCGACGCUUUCGUCGGACCUGGAAACCCUGGAUACUGUAAUGCAGCGACGCUCCUGGCCAAGAACUGGGAUAAAGCUAUUUUUUCAUCGGCUUGCAUCAACUAUGAGCUCGAUCGAAUUCAGAGCUAUCCUACGUUCGCCCGGAUCUUGCCCUCACCUACACGAGUGCUUUAUACUGUUUUGAAGUAUUUCAGUUGGGCCAACAUCGGCAUUGUGUCCUCUAACGAGGAUAUAUGGAUCGACACUGCUAUCAAACUAGCCAGCUCUCUCAGGAGUCAAGGACUUCCCAUUGCCAUUGUUGCAUCCACUGGAAAUAAUGACACAGACAUGGAGAAUACACUAAGAAACAUCCAAAAUGCUGGGGAAAUAAAAGUUAUCAUCAUGUGCAUGCAUUCAGUGCUGAUCGGUGGUGAAAAGCAGCUGGAUUUCUUGCUAAAGGCCUAUGACAUGGGAUUAACAAGUGGCAGCUAUGUCUUUAUACCAUAUGACACUCUACUCUACAGUCUGCCCUAUACCAAUAUUUCCUAUUUUGCUAUUCUGAACAACACUAAGCUACGUACGGCGUAUGACGCUGUUCUCACUAUCACAGUAACAUCAGAUCGGAUGUCCUUCAACCAGGCCUUUAAUAAAGCCAAACAACAACAGGAGUUAACCAUUACCCAGGAUGCUCAGCAGGUUUCUCCCCUUUUUGGGACAGUCUACAAUGGCAUUUACCUUCUUGCCAAAGCCAUGCACAACACCAGGAGAGCUGGCCAGUGGUUCUCAGGGACCAACCUGGCCUUCUACACACGGAAUCUGACAUUUCCUGGCUUCAAUCAGAACAUCCAGUUUGGCCCAGAGGGUGAUGGACAGACCAACUAUAUCAUCUUGGACUCGGAUGGCUGGGGGACUGACUUGUAUCUUUGCUAUUUGGUGGAUCUUGGCACAAGCAUGGUGCGCUAUGCUGGAAGAUCCAUUCACUAUCCCAGGGGUUCUCCACCUUCUGCUGACUCCAGCUGCUGGUUCAAUCCUAAAUCUAUCUGCACUGGAGGUGUGGAUGUAAUCUAUGUAGUUAUAGUUUUUGCAAUCGUCAUCGUUUUCAUUGUUGGUGCUAUUGGAAUAAGUCUUCUUAUAAGACGGCGAAUCCAACAACUCCAACUAGUUAGAGGACCCAAUAGGAUCUUGCUUACUCUUGAAGAUCUCAGUUUCAUCAAUCCCCAGCUAAGCAAACGGAAAAUCACCCUGGAGGAAUUCAGUGACUCCAAAAGUGCUGCUGAUGAGAAGAGCGUGCGGUCGGCUGAACACUCAGUAAACAGUUUGGCCACAGCGACUCAUGAGACCUCCAAUGUGGCCGUCUAUGAGGGUGACUGGGUGUGGCUUAAGAAGUUUGAGACUGGACAGUUCAAGGAAGUCAAGCAAAGUACCACCAAAAUAUUUACCAAGAUGAAAGAUCUCAGGAAUGAGAACGUUAACCCAUUUCUUGGGUUUUUCUGUGACUGUGGCAUGUUUGCCGUGGUCACUGAGCAUUGCUCCAGAGGAAGCUUACAGGACCUACUGCGCAACGAUGAUGUCAAACUAGACUGGAUGUUUAAGUCUUCCUUGCUUCUGGACCUCAUCAAGGGAAUGAAAUACCUUCACCAUCGGGAGUUCCCUCAUGGCCGAUUAAAGUCACGCAACUGUGUGGUGGAUGGACGAUUUGUGCUCAAAAUCACAGAUUACGGUUUCAACGAACUCCUCGAAUCCCAGAAAGCUCCAAAGGAGAAACAUGCACCAGAAGAUCUCUUCUGGACAGCUCCUGAACUUCUCAGAGACCCCGAGAACACACGCCGAGGGACGUUUAAAGGUGAUGUAUAUAGCUUUGCCAUAAUACUCCAAGAGGUGGUGGUCCGUGGUGCUCCGUACUGCAUGCUUGGACUACCUCCAGAAGAGAUUAUUAGAAAGGUGAAGAAACCUCCUCCCAUGUGCAGGCCUACAGUGGCUCCAGACCAGGCUCCACUAGAAUGCAUCCAGCUGAUGAAACAGUGUUGGAGUGAACAGCCUGACAGGAGACCGGCCUUUGAUGAAAUAUUCGAUCAGUUCAAGCUUAUAAACAAAGGCAAGAAAACCAACAUCAUAGACUCUAUGCUGCGCAUGCUGGAGCAGUACUCCUCAAACCUUGAAGAUCUAAUUAGGGAGAGGACAGAGGAGUUAGAAAUAGAGAAACAGCGGACAGAGAAACUCCUGGCUGAAAUGCUCCCACCAUCUGUGGCUGAGGCGCUGAAAACAGGUGUUUCUGUGGAGCCUGAGUACUUUGACCAGGUUACCAUCUACUUUAGUGACAUAGUGGGCUUCACAACAAUCUCCUCACUAAGCGAUCCGAUCGAGGUUGUGGACCUCCUCAAUGACCUCUAUACGCUCUUCGAUGCAGUGUUGUGUAACCACGAUGUAUACAAGGUGGAGACCAUUGGAGAUGCCUACAUGGUGGCCUCAGGACUGCCAAAGAGAAAUGGAAAUAAGCAUGCAGCUGAAAUUGCCAACAUGUCCCUGAACAUCCUGAGCUCUGUGGGAUCUUUUAAAAUGCGUCACAUGCCAGAAGUUCCGGUCAGAAUAAGAAUAGGCAUUCACUCAGGGUCAUGUGUUGCUGGAGUCGUGGGUCUUACGAUGCCUAGAUACUGCCUUUUUGGUGAUACAGUCAACACCGCCUCUCGUAUGGAAUCUACGGGAUUGCCUUAUAGAAUUCAUGUGAACAUAACCACUGUGAAGAUUCUCCAGUCACUGAAUGAGGGCUACCAGAUAGAAGUUAGAGGAAAGACAGAGUUAAAGGGUAAAGGAAUCGAAGAAACAUACUGGCUCGUUGGGAAAUCCGAUUUUACAAAGCCUUUACCAAAGCCUCCUGAGAUCAAAGCAGGGGACAACCAUGGUUUGAGUCCUGAAGACAUUGCUGCUUACAAGAAAAAGAAAGCUGAAAAAAAGGCUUGAUUCUCUGAGUCAGAAAGCAAGGAGGGAUAACUGGCAGGAAAUGGUGACGGAAGAGAUCAAGACGAUUUUCCGGAAGGCAAACAGACAAGUGGACAAGCCCAAAAUCUGAACGUGAAACUAAGAAGACACAGGAGGAGAAGUAUGAGUGUGUAUCCGUCUGUGAUCACUGCAGCUUACAGAGA